GUGCCGUACUCGUCUCUGCAUCGCCGCAUCCGUCCGAGCAUCGCAGGUAACGCCGCGCGACUCUACGUUCACCGCGGCGUGCGCGUUCCCUGCUUGUGAGUAUCCAACAUAGUACUGUAAACGCGCGCGCGGCUGUAGUGAGUAGUGGGAGUAGGCGCGCGAGCACGCAAGAAGAGAACCAUCAGCAGCGCGUCGCACCGCAACUUCAGUCUUCUGUGGUGUUUCGUACUGUGCGCAGCACAACACAGCUACCUAGGAGCGUUACCGCCGAGAGUAAACUUCGCGUAACUGCGUACUGCGUGCGGACGACGUCAACAGCCGAACCGGCGAAGCGCAACGCAGCCGUCACCGACAGUAAAACGUGUGCGAGUUGUAGUCGUCUCUCUGCCGUACGAAAAUUUCAACCUGCAAGUACGUUAAAGUACGAUAAACUUUGUCAUUGCGUCGUGCAUAACCUGCGUAUAUCGUAUAAGUGUGUUUCCAUGGUUACCGCGCUUGCUACAAACUUAAAAUUAAGUGACUAAGUGCUGGAAUCGAUAAAAUAAGAUACUGGAUUAUUGAAGGCAUAAUAGGGGAAACAAACCACCGACACAAGUGCGCGCGUAUUGAACUAACAAUUUGUGUGCGGCCGGCGAUGUCCUCCGUCUAGGACGCGCGCGCCAGCUGAGCUUUGUUUAUACGCGAUACCUGCCCGCAGAACGUGCCAGAAUAUGGGCGCCACCACGAAAGGACUUUUCGUCCUGCUGCUGCUGCUCGCCGUCAAUGCGCUGCACAUCAGCCGCGUGUCUGGCCUGGAAUUGAAGAACGGUGCCUACGAGGAAUUGGUGGUCACGGUGUCUGACUCCGUGCCUGUGACCAACUGCAAGGCAAUUUUGACUAAUCUGGAGGCAACCCUUACAAGUGCAUCCCAAUACCUGUUUUCCGCCCUGGAUGGCAGAGCGUUCUUACGCUCCGCAACUGUCGUCCUUCCGGCAUCGUGGCCCGACUCCUGCGUAUCGAAACCUGUUGUUUCCGGUUCCGGUGAGAUCUCCGACAUCAGCAUCCAGCCGACUGGGCCCGCACGUGGCCGACUCUACACGCAACAGUCUUCCGGCUGUGGACAGAAAGGAGAUCAGAUUUAUCUCGGCUAUGAGAGCUUGGAGCGCAGAGAUGACACCUUGGCUCGCUCCCUGAUCAAAGAGUUCGCGAUGUACCGCUACGGCGUGUUUGAGGAGCAGGGAUACUUUGACGAUCCGAUCUAUCCGAUGUGCUACCAUGACGACGUUUCGCAAUCGGUGAAAGUUACUGGAUGCUCAGACCUUCCCAUUUCCGACAAUGGAAUUUGCUUCGGAUCUACGUCUGAUUUCAACGUGACUAAAAUGGUCGACGAUAAAGCGCGCAGCUCAAUCAUGUUCGGCGCUGAGGCGCCAUCGGUAUCUAUGUUUUGCGACGAGGGCAAUCACGACCGCUACGCACCCACGAAGCAUAAUUCAAUUUGCGAACGGAAGAGUACUUUCGAAGUGAUCAUAAAGCAUCCGGAUUUUGCUACGAGCACCUUCGGUAGCAGCCACCAGAACAGUCAGAUUCAAAACACGACGCCGAGGAUUACGUUCAAGAAGCAAAAUACCACACGAUUCGUCAUCGUUGUCGAGAAUACAAAGGACAUGCUGAUCCGUGAGUCUUGGAAAUUCCUGCGGAUCUCCAUUCGCAAACUGGUGUUGUAUGAUCUGCCCGAGGAUGCAAAUGUUGAGGUUGGCAUGGUGGCCACCAACGAGACCGGCUCGGUAAAGCUGCUCAAUAUCGUAUCAAUGAAAGGACCUGGCAUCGACAACCGCGAUCAAUUGUCUUCGGCCGUGCCGUAUGCUCCCGGCGAUUCCUCACAAUCGCCGUGCUUGCAUUGUGCCCUCAAGGAGGCGAUCGAAAUGCUCAACGAACGGACCAAAGCAUCGGGCCCCGCUAAUAACGUCGUCAUUGUCAUCGCUCCCGGCAUGAACCGCAACGCCAACAUCGAAACGCUAAUGAAGGAAGCCCGGAAGUCCAAAGUCAAAAUGGCCACCAUCAACUACCCGGAGAUUACGCGCGUACAGAGCUUGGACAUUUUGGCCGAGGGUACCGGCGGCGAGGCCUAUACGGUUGCGGAAAAGAAAGUAAAUGUUGACACGAGCGUGCUGACCACCUACUUCCAACUGUCCAACGUCCUACACAACAUCGUGCAGAAGUAUUGCACCACCAGCAAUCUGCCGAUGGAGAUCCAUCGACGUGAAAUCCGCAACGAUGGCCGAAAUUCAAUUACCGGUAGCUUUAUGCUGGAUGCAAACAUGGGUGAACCAGCGCGUUUCAUGCUCUACACUCAUGACGUUGACACUCCGCUGAUCAAAUCCCUCACGCUCACCAGUCCCAGCCAGGAGGUGUUCACGCGCCGCAGUGAUAUCCUGGUGUCAGUAAAGAUCAUCAGCUUAACGACGAACAUCUCGGAGCCAGGCACCUGGACGUACACCAUUGAGCCUUUUGUUGGCAAUCCGCAGCCGCAUUUUCUGCAGGUGAUGGCCACUCCGAAAACUAAAUCCGCUCAAGUUGUGCGAGGUCGGUUCUGGAUCAAGCGCAGCUCGCCGAAUGCGCCGCUGACGCUCUACACCGAAGUCAAACGCGGGGAUUAUCCCGUAAUGGGAGCGAAAAUCGAAGUUUUAGUGACAAAAACCGAGAUCAACGGCACUGUAAUCUACAAGGAAACGCUCGAACUUUUGGACACUGGCAGCGGCGAUCCGGAUAUAACCAAAGGCGAUGGCGUCUAUUCAAGAUAUUAUAGCGCAGCCGCCAGCGGUCCCGGAACGUACACAUUCGAAGUUACAGCUUCCGACAACGGCAAUACUGCUUAUAGCUGGACGGACGCCGCGAGCAAAAACAGUGACACACAGUGCUGCGGUAGCCGCAUCCGCACUUCAAACGUCGAACCGAUAAAUCCAUUCCAGCGAGUCCUGCCCGCACGCACCGUUGAAAUCACCAGUGAUGAUAUCGAUAAUGAAUUGCCCGUUGGACGCAUUGGCGAUUUAAAGGUCGAUGUCAAACCUGAAGACAUGAAAGCUCUGCUUACUUGGACAUCUCCUGACAUGGGCGGUCAUAAUGUAGCACGUUAUGAAGUUAAAUAUGCGAGAAGCGUCCAGGAAAUUGUUGACAAAUAUGAUACGAAUACAACUCCAUGGGAAGGCCGUAAUAUUCCAUUCAUUCUUGCAACCGGGUCCGAAACCACGUUUACAAUUGACAUGUCACAGGAUCGUGAUCUUUUGGACAAACCCUUAUUCUUUGCGAUCAGGGCCUACGCCCAGAUCUCUUCCGAUUCGAAACCAGGUCCAGUUUCUAACUGGAUUCGAGUUUUGGUUCCGUCCCCACCUCCGCCACCCACGGUGGCUCCUACUUACACAACGAAUGAUUCCUCCUGGCCGUUCCUUGUAAAUCAAGCCGGCAGUGAUAAUUUGGGUCCCAGCGUUGCGAAAACAAUGAAUCUUGGUUUGGAAAUUAUUCUACCUGUGAUUAUUGGUAUCUUAUUCUUGAUUGUCCUCUUGACACUGUAUUGUUACUUCUGUGUGAUUAAGAGGCGCACAAAUGGCGGUCACAAGUCCAGUAAGGCAAACCAGAUCAAAACUGACAAAUUGAAUUCGACAAUUACGAUUGUCCCUUCGUCCCCAUUGAAUAUGCCGCAGAAUACCCAACAGGAUACUUACCAGGCCGACUAUCCAGCUCACCAUACUGUCGGUGUACCAGUCAGCAACUACGGAUAUGAAGAUGAACCCAAGAAACGGUAUUCACUGGUGCAUCAACAGGAACAACAGUUGAUCGAAGAACUAAAACAACAACAAAUGCAACACGAUCAAAUGAAUUCACCUAAUAAUAAUUAUGGCGCACUGAGUGUGAUUUCCAAUAAUACACUGCAACGCAAUGGUCAAACACUCAGUCCGUACAACUCCUGGAGCGCUAGCCAGUUGCUCCACGAACAUGAGCGCCGCCACAGCCCCAUGGAUGGAAACAUGAUGCAGGAUGAGCAAUUGCAGCAUCACGACGCCAUGUCCCAACUGGACCACAUGUCAAUCUCGGGGCAGAACCCGGAACAUAUGCAAGUUAUGGGCCAGGUACCCGAGCACUACGUGCAGGGACAAUUCCCUCCACCAGUGCCGCCACUACCUGCAUUCAACGCCAAUGGCUACCCGGUGAAUUACAACAUCUACGGCGUGCAUCAGCCCAUCCAGAGCCCCAACCAGCAAGGGGCGCAUCAGAUUUAUCAAUCAAUGCAACGGAAUGAAACGUUAGUGCCUUUCAAUCCAAGUUUACAGGGAUCUAUGAGUUCGGUAAAUAGCGGCGAGAAGAAGCGUAGGAACGUUACGAUGGUUUAACAUUACGUUUAUAUCGAUAAAAUAUGUACGAACAAGUACGAGACAUUUUCGACAUACGUGUAAUCAAUAUCUAUGAUGAUGAUUAUUAUUUUUUGUUUUUCGACGUUACAUACAUUUAUAACAUUUAUUUUCUUCAGUGGAAGUGACUCUUAAUUUCUCGUUCUCACAGAGUGUUGCAAUUUAUUGGGUGUAUCUGUAAAUUUAGACGUAGGGAGGCCUAGUCAUUAAAGAAUAGACAUUAAUUGCGCCAGUACUAUUAAAUUACUUACGAUAUAAGAAGAAGCCAAUCAUUUUUGUACUUUUUUUAUAUGCAUCGAGUUAUAAAUAUUGUAAGACUGAUCUCGCGUUAAUUUAAAAAACAAUUCAAAUUCUUAGGUGUGAGUGAUACCUACACAAAUAUAUAGAAUUAUAUACAAUAUCACUGCAGUAUAGAUGAUAGGUUGUAACAUAUAAGUAUUUUUCGUAAUAAUUUUCAAAUGAUAUUACUUUGUUUAUUCGAAUUCAUUUAUAAUUUGUAUAUAUUGCCUAUACUAAAAGAUAUUAAAUAAGAGUUAUAAAUCAA
Molecule: messenger RNA, 4926 nt
Organism: Dalotia coriaria
Lineage: Eukaryota; Metazoa; Arthropoda; Insecta; Coleoptera; Staphylinidae
Product: calcium-activated chloride channel regulator 4-like
Exons: 4
Coding region: 711-4364 (1217 amino acids)
Source: RefSeq, a predicted model, not a curated record